UUACGAAAAGGUCAUAGAAUACUAGAUGUGCCAGACGAAUAUUUUAUAAGGUCAGAAGCGCAAAGCAUUGCAUCCUUGUCCCUGCGCGAAGUCGAGAAAGAUGACAGCCUUCAGCCAACACCGAGAUCACCAUUACCAUUACCAUUACCGACUUUCAACGAACAUGGCCAAAAAGUGUUUGAUAGUAAAUCUUUGCGUAUCACUAAUCAACUCGACAUUGAGCUCGAGGUCGCCGCACCUUUGCACGCGAUUCCAUCUCUUUCCGUCACGCGCCCCCAAUCGACAUCAUCGCUGUCGUCAUCUUCAUUACUGCCAGAUUCACCGGCGACGCAAAAAACUUUGCGCAAAGUUCCUCGACCACCCCAAUUAAUAAUACCACCACCGCCAUCACCGAGCAAACUAAAGCCAGCACAUCUUUCUCAACAGAAAAGCUUCUCGUUCUUGAACAAUUCUCCCUCCGAGUCCUCUUCUACCGUUCAGGAUUAUCCUCCUACUCGGGAGGAUACGACCGAUACGCGGAGAUACACGCGAUCGACUGUGGCUUCAUCAGGGAGCACACUGAGUAGAGAUUCUUAUGAACGGACGUCUCCGAAUGGGCUCAGGUUGACGCCAAGAGCUAGCAUGCCAGUGUACACGUUGAAUUUGCCGCCACUGCCUAACAGUGAGCGUAAUUCUUGGGACAUUGGCAGGAGACGAGAAUCUCUUGGAAGCAUUCCAAGCGUAGUCA
Molecule: messenger RNA, 727 nt
Organism: Paraglomus occultum
Lineage: Eukaryota; Fungi; Glomeromycota; Glomeromycetes; Paraglomerales; Paraglomeraceae
Source: the annotation of a GenBank genome assembly